Messenger RNA from Chroicocephalus ridibundus (black-headed gull), 597 nucleotides. It is a transcript of the gene LNP1, whose product is annotated as leukemia NUP98 fusion partner 1. Bases 1 to 597 code for a protein of 198 amino acids. The record is from RefSeq and is a predicted model, not a curated record. Lineage: Eukaryota; Metazoa; Chordata; Aves; Charadriiformes; Laridae. The transcript has 3 exons.
AUGGACUAUGAAGAGGAUGAUGAUAUUUCCUUUGCAAAAUGGAUGAGCAGCUUCUGGGGCCACAACUUGAUCGAUGAGAAUGAGAAAGAGGGUAGAGGCCACAAGAAACGUCAGAAACGACCCUUCAGUGAAAGGAGAGCCUCCCUUCCGGCCAGGCUUUCCUCCCUCCAUACAACACGACUUCAUGCUUCUACCAAAGGCUCAUCUUCAGGCCAUCUCAAGGGCUCCAAGGAAUUUCAAGAAGACCAAGAUGUCAAAUGCCACUGCCACAGAAAGGCAAGCAGAACACCUUCAGCAGACAGCUCAUCCCCAGAGACAAGAUCAAACUCCAUGCAGGAAUUUGCAGAGUCCUUUGAAAAGCAAUUGCACCUCAAAAGCAAACGCUCGGUUUCUUUGCAACCUGAAGGCACGAAGGAGAGAACAGAAAGAGAGAGAUUGCAUUUGAGAAAAAGCAAGUCUCACAAGAGAAUGGGAGAGAAAUCAGAGCCAAGGAGAGUGCAGAAAGAAGAGGAAGGUUCAGAAGUUGUAUCUGCAAAACUCAACGAACGGUUUCCAUCACAAACAAGCACUGAGAAAAGUUAUUUAUGUACAGGCUAG